Molecule: messenger RNA, 2016 nt
Organism: Limulus polyphemus (Atlantic horseshoe crab)
Lineage: Eukaryota; Metazoa; Arthropoda; Merostomata; Xiphosura; Limulidae
Exons: 4
Coding region: 646-2016 (456 amino acids)
Source: RefSeq, a predicted model, not a curated record
UGAGCUGCUUCAUAACACCCAGUUCACGUAUGCUGUUUGUUUUUAUUUCAUCAGCUUUCGUGUCAGUCUGAGCGUGCGUUUUCUUCGCGCAAUCCGUUCUUUAAUUAGUCUUCAGUUGACGUUUGGGACGGGUUAAAAUAGAAUACCGUUGCAGAAACGUCCACAAAGACGGUUAGAGUUUUCUGAGAGGAAAUUGGUAGCGUUUCCUGAAACGACUACCACAACCAUCAUAUAGUUGCCAACUGGCCGGAUAUGAGUGACACAUAGUGUUAUAGAAUUCAGAACUUAUUAGCUAACCAUGAAGCAUUUCUUCACGUAGUUCACGGUGAGUGACUUCUCACUAAACCUAUUCAGUGAUACUGUACUACUUACAGGGAAAACUAUAGACUGCAAACCAGUUGGAGUCCAUUUUGAUAAAAUGCUGUCGCAAGUUUUUUUUUCCUUUGUUCUUCUAGAUAACGAUCUUAAAUAAUUUGGUAGUGGUAGAAGAUAACGUUUUCGAGUACUUUUUCUAGCAACUCGUAAAGCUGUGGGAAACUACAAAGUUAUUCCGAAAUGCGAAUAUGAUACGAUACAGUUUGACUCUGUACAAAACUACUGGGAUGAUAUUCGAGACACAUUUGUGAUCGCAAAGUUGACGUCGUCAUGGCCCUUUUUAUAUGGAAUCUUGUGAAGAAACUGUAUAGGAUAGGUCACCAUCAGACUUCUUCCGACAACGGACAAACUAACGAACCUGAGGCACAAGCUACAGUGAGUUAUUCUGUUACGGGAGAAAGUGUUUUAAUUCCAAACAAUGGCGCAACUCGAAAUACGUUUACCUCGUCAUCCUCUCGCGAGGCACGAGACAACUCGCAAUCACUUCUCAGCUGUGAACACUUGACUGACAUCUUAUGGAUUGAUUGCGAUAAUUCCUCAGAUUUGGAUGCUGUAAAGGGCAAGACCAAUAAUGAAAGACUCGCUGAGAUAGUUGGGCCACCCGAAAGAGAGAGUGUUAGGAUAGAGUUCUCAGAAACAGAAUUACGACCCACUUGCAACAAACCGAUUAAAGAAACGGUUAACGAUUCUACUCAGCGCAAUGCUGACGGAGGUAAAAGUAAACUAAACAACCACACAGUUCGACCAUCUUUCGUUAACAAAGACGAUAAUUCUUUUGGUUCACAACCUAUCGGAGUCGUUCGACACCAGACACUGACUUCAGAAGAAACAGAAAUGAAUAGAGAUGAGAUAAGCCCUGAGCGUCUCUCUGAUUACUGUACAAUCGAUAAAAUAGAUAAAAGCUUACAGAAUGUGGCAGUAGAACUGUCCUAUUCUAGGAAACCGUUGUGUGAGAAGCUAACAGACACUAAUCCGACAUUUGAGAAGCAUGACGUCACUUAUUUAAAGAAUUCAACUGAAAACUCGCAUAAGCUGGACAUCCUUGUUCCAGAUGAAGGACAUUGUAAAAUCCCAGAUAAUUGUCAAAAAUCUAAAUCAGAAGAGUCUUUUCGUGAUGAGCUGCGUUUUCCAAAAGAGCAAGUGACUCUUGGACAGGUCAGGGUUGAAGAUGGGGUUCAGAAAUCAAUACAAGACGGGUCUCAUCAAACAAACAUAGGAAUACACAAUACAGAAACAUCAGGAGCUCUCAGAAACUGCGAGGCUACUAAAGGUAGAAUUAAACGAAGAGAGUUAUUACGCAGCUCUGGUGGCAACAUUUUAAGACCAGCUAGGAGACCAAGUGAUGUCGCUGCAUUGACUGAAUCAACAUUCAGCGCCAUCUACCAACCUUUCAAUUCCGUAAAGACCCAGCUCGUGCGACAAGCGCGUGACAUACUUCUUUGUCAAUUCCUGGGAGACUUCAAGAAAUUCCAUGAAGGUUUCUUACUACCAGCUGGAACACUCCUCCAAAUAAUUCAGUAUAAGUUACCACCCCCCCCCGAACUUUGGAUCCGUGGGUACGAUAUCACAGUGACGGUUAAAUUACACAAGAUGGCGGUGUUCAUUAAGUAUCUUCCCUCUAGUAUAUCAAUUGAAAAUUAG